Symbiodinium sp. CCMP2592 is the source of this 15921-nucleotide messenger RNA. Lineage: Eukaryota; Dinophyceae; Suessiales; Symbiodiniaceae. The record is from the annotation of a GenBank genome assembly.
AUGGAAGGCCAGCGAAGUGGCCGAUGGCGGAAGCGCAGCGGAGGCACUGUCGACCGGCCCUCCAAAAGCCCGCGUCGGGACCUGGAGGGUGCACCGUGGCCUGGAGAAGCCACAGGACGCACCCCCGAAGGCCUCAAACGCGAUGCACAGACCGAUGUUGCCGACGACGACCCAGAAUUACUGCCGGCCACUGCAACGGCAAGUGCCUGGGUUGUGUCAUGGUUGGCUCUCCUUCGCUUCGCUGUGGACAGUGGAGCCGACUUGGUGGGCGAAGUCGGCCGCUGCCCCCAGCAAGACCAGGCCAUGCAGCUCACUCUGGAUGCUCAGGCGCAGGAUGUGGUUCUACGCACUGCCGAAUCGGUCUGGACUGCUUUGGAAAAUGCGGUGGCGGACCCGGCUCAUGCCGACCUGCAAUCGCUCUUUCUAUCCCUGCAGGGAUUUCUGCACAGUGUACGGGGAUGCGCCAAUGCUCUGCCACAGGUUCGUCAGGGACUGCUGGUGGCCGCGCUCCUGUCCAAUGGGAACCUCAGGGACCCGUUUGCAUAUGCCCCCUCCACUGCUCAAGAAUGGUUGUUUCCAGACCUUCUCUUGGAAGCAGGGGUGCCAUUGCGCGGGUUUGUGGCAAAGGAUGCUUCAAUGGAUGCACAUGUUCAAGCCAGUUGGAUCAAACACCUGCCAGAACGAGCUCGAGUGACCUCUGAUGAUGUCGCGCAGCAAUGGCUUUCCGGCACAGCUGUCCCAGCGGGCUGUGGUAACAGAGACUUCGUUUGGUCGAAAGUUUCUCUUACCACGGUCUGCCUUUUCCUCGGGCGCUGUGUGCUCCUGUGUAUAGCCCUGCGUAGAGUUAGUGUAGUCACGACGCAUUUUCUCUCGGCCUACGGUCCCAAGCUUUCUUGGUAUCGUGCGUGGCAGCUCGGCAGUACCUGUUCUGCUUCUGCGUGGUGGGUAGCGGCCUCCUUCUGUCAGCCCUACCCUAUGGCACUCUGUGCGGUUACUAGUGAGCUUUUGGCCUUCCACCCUGCUUUGGUCCGCACCCUCCGCUGUGUCCUGGAGUGGCUUCCUUGCCGUUGGUGCUCAUUCCUUGCUGUGCCGGCCGAUUUCCUGAGGCAAUGUGGCCCUACUUGGGCACACAGACACUGGCAGCAUUGCUCUUCAUUUGCCUCGGCCUUGAUUUGGGCCUGCCAUUCCCUAACGUCCUCCUCAUGGGAACAUGACAAUGCCUUGUGUUCGGUUUCCCGACUGGCUGGUCAUAAGGUUCAAGGAUCACGUUACUGUGUUAAGGCUCGACCUAAAAGGCAUGCAGCCCCAGGCCUGCACGUGACGCUGCUGCUGCUGUACUUCUCAGUUGCUGAUGGGGCUACUCUUAACCUUGGGGCUGCGGUUGUCUCUUCUUGCUUCAUGCUUUCCCCUGAAGCUGUGCAGCUCCAUGCCCACGGAUUUCACGAAGGCCUGCCUGUUCUCAGUACCGGACCUGUCCUCCCCACCCCGACCGUGGAGGAGAUGUGCGAGGUCUAUCCGGUUGGGCGUACGGGGAACCUGCUUCUUCCACGCACAGAUCGGAACAGAAGGCAUCUUUCCGUCUUUGUGGGAACGCCUCCUGGCGCUCCGAUCCUGGAACCGUGUCCCAUCCCUCUCCUGGUUGAUGAAUGGUUGCAUGGUCCUCUUCUUCACGCCAGGUUGGCAGCUUCGCUGGGCUUUCCCUCGGGGGUGUUCUCUGCUUCUGCUGUCCGGGGAGUCCUCCCAGGGCUGCCAGGUGAGCAAAUUCUUCUGACCCCCGUUGCCUGCUCCUGGCGACAAGUGUGGCUGCCUGUGGAUCUGCGUCAAAUUGGAGGCCGUAUUUGUAUGCUUCAGUGCCCUCGUGACUCUACUUGCAGAGCCAUUGCCCAACUUGCCCUUUCCGCUCAAUCUUUGCAAACUGAGGUCGACCUUCUCCUUGCUCGAUGCCCGUGGGGCUGGUUGACUCUUGUGUCCCAGCCCCUUUUCUUGCAAGAUGUUGACACUCUGCAAUUCCAGCUCGGGCCGUCUACGGGAGCACUGGACGGGCCUAUAGGGGCCUCACUUGACCCUCCACUGUCAUUGUUUUCGACCAUGCAGGUCAGUCUGCCCUCCGCUCCACUCAAUCAAGAGGCUUUCCCAGGUCACUCACACAACCAGGCCAUCCUCAUCACCCCGAAUGGCCUGGUUUAUGUCGAAGCCCCGGUCUUUGCGGACGCAGCCACAUUUAGGCGCAUAGUCUCGACUCGGGCCUCAGCCAGUGCCACUGGAGGAAUCAUGCGCAUUUGGCAUCCUCUCCCUUCCCUGCCACUUGUCCAGUUUCUGGAAAUACACUGCGUGGGCGAUGAAGUGCCGUGCAUUUUGGAUUUCCGGCCUGUGGGGUGGCGUCUUACUACGGUGUGUCUUACCCCGCCAGUCACGGCUAACGUAAUAGCCUUCCCCUUGCAUAUUUUCAUUGAGAUUCCCGACUCCGGGGCCCUUCCCCAUGCCACGUUUGCUGCAGUGAGUUCGGGGCAAGACUGCAUCAUUUAUCGUCUUACUGACGCCUCUGUCCCGACGGCCCCGGGGCUCUUUCUUGCAUUUUCUGGAGUAUUUGACUCCUUUUCUGCCUUCUUGGAGAGUCUCCUCAGCAGUGGGCGGCCCGCCUCCGGGCUCCUCCGCAGCCUACGCACCUUUGGUCUCUCUGUGCUCACCUGGGAAUGCACCACCAUCCCUACCCGUGACGACUGCCACUUCUGGUAUGUCCAUGCACAAGCCGAUUUCGCGCGGGCGCGCCGCCACGCCGUGCAUUUCUUUGGGCACCCCCGCGCCAUUCGGCAACCUUCUGUGCUGCCCCCGCCGCGGGCGAGAGCUUUCACACAUGUGGGUGUUCAAACCACCGCCCCUUUUAUCACGGCUAGCACCCAGGCCGCUGUGUUGCAAUCACCCCCGACCUCAUGCGGGGCAGGCGUUGUGCCAGAUUCUGCGUCUGAGCUUGUUAGCCUGUGGUGUGAUUCUUGGCACAUUAAAUGUAUCGUGGCCUGCAUUCCAGGUUUCACUGUCUGGGCACUGAGGGAAGGCGGCCGCCUUGUUGGAAUGUGCACUCCUGUCCCGACCUGGGAAGCUGUUACUCGAGCACUUUCCCUCUCUCUUUGGGAACUUCCCCAGACCUUCCUCUCCGAUAACAAUCAGGUCUGGCCGUACCCUCGGGAUCUUGCGGACGUCACAAGGAAGUGCGUUAGUGUGGGAUACGAUUCGCCCGAGGGCGUUUCGCAACUGCUGCGUCACUGCACAGCACCCUAUCCCAGCCCACCGCCUUCUCCCCCUGCCUAUCCUUCCGCUGCACUUGGCUUAGCUUGGUUUAGUAAGGGUAAGCCUUGGCUGGGGUUUCUACUCUUUGCUAUGCAAGCGGGAUCUGUGCAGCUUGCGAUUACGUCAACUGCCCUCACUUCACGAGUGGGAGCCGAUGAUCCUCUGCUUCCUCGGCGAGACUUCACGCGGACCUGCACCCUCUCCUGGACACAUGAGCUAGGGCGCCAGACUUAUGGCUUUGCUGUUGCCGCCCCUCAACUCGGCGCUUAUGUGGAAUGCACCUCGCCGUGGCCUGAGGUUCAAAUCCAUCUGUGGUUGCCGGGCCAAGGUCCGGUGCACAUGCGAGUCGGUGCCCGCCACAUGGACAUGCACCUCAGUGCCUAUUUGGGUGCUUUCUUGCCCGAUUGCGAAUACGGUCUUCAUGUUGCGUACGACUCCAACCCUCAGGUCCUAGACCUGGUCGUCGCGCCUCCUUCUCCUGUGGCGUGGUGGAUCCUGAGGGACUCUAUCGGGUGCGAGUUGCUCCGGCCGGUCAUCCAGCACUACACUUCGCAUUGCUCCUUCUUCUUCUGCACAGUUGAGCCCGAUGGCGUUGUUCUUAGUGUUGAGCCCUCAGCCGAAGUCCGACAAAUGUCUCCGAGCCCGCAUGGAGCUAGAGCUUUGAUCUCGCGUGCCCUGCCCGGCCUCAUAGGUCAGGUGAUCGAUGGCACGCUGCUGAUUGUUGCAGCUAAAGCAGGGCCUUCGGUUCCUGGUUGCCUGGCAGUGCUCUUGUUCACCUAUCAUGCGGCUGCGAUGCAGCCACCGCAGGCGCAUCAAUUAGUACCGGUCGCUGAGGUUGCUCCCACACCGUCCACCAUGCGCAUCUGGACCUUAAAUGUGCCGCAGCCAGUCGACCUGCCUUGGCGUCCGCAAGGGUAUCAGACCCGCUGGCUCCGUGAGUUGAUGUGCCGUCUCCACCAUAUUCCGGAUCCGGGGGAGUUCCGUUCCACUCACUCCCAGCAAGGGGGUACUGUUCAGCAUGUUCUUUUUGUGCCUGUCGUGCCUCCAACCCUUCCUACGGCCAGGUUCUGGCUCCUCCAUUGGGGCGCCGCGGCGGUCGUUACCUUCGGCCACUCGCCCUUUAAUUGGGAGGUUGUUUCCGCUCACCUCCGCACUCUGUUUCAAGGUGGCCAACUGCCGGAGCGGUGCCCAACACUUGCCUAUGCUGGCCAGUUUUAUGCCCCUGGCACAGUUCUGCCGGAUUUCCCCUCGGGUACUAUUAUCCAGAUUUUAGUUGGGGCCCUGGAGCGGCUACCUGGGGACGAUGACCCCUGGAACCCGGAGCCUUUUGUUGUCGAAAGCCCUUACUUUCGUCAUAUCCCCAGUCGCGGUCCUGCGCUUGAACCGGCCAUUGUUCUGGAUGGUCAUGGCCACAGGUUGGCAGCUGGAGCUCUGCAAACUCCUCUGGUCGAUCAAGGUGUUCAAACAGACCUUUCCGGCAAUGGCACCGGCCUUGAUCACGCCACUGUCUCCAGGGUGCAUCACCUCUCCCGGGAGCUCUCGUUCCACACUGCUCGGCUCUGGGCCGGCCUCGCCGAACCUGAUGCCGAGCCGGCAGCUAUGUGCGGACUGCCGUGGGUCGCUUUGCUGCUUCUCGGCGUUCAGGCUAGCUCUGAGGAAGAGCAGGUUAAUGAUACUGCCCCUCCGGCUGUGCAGGCCAUUGCUCCCUUCCAACCUCACAUGCUGUUUCUUCGCGCGGCGAGGCUGACCUCCAAGGCCUUCGGUGCGGGAUCCGAACACUUGCAGCCGCGAUCCCACUUGGCCGCGGCUGGGCAGGUUUGGUGCUCCUCCAGCCCCAGCCCGAUGCCAGAGCGGUCCAUCUCAUUGGCUGCCCUCAGGGCCCUGCGCUUGGAUGGCACUGAAUAUGACCUUCGGCCGCCUGAGGUCCAGGAAGGCCAAGCUAGCAGGGACCCUACUGCUGCCAGAGGAACGGUGAGUGCGGGCGAGCGCGAUGGUAGCCCCGCUGACGAGUCCUCAGCCAUCGCUGCUUCACCACCUCUCUGGGAGACUCCCCACUCGCAAGUCUGGGCGCAGUUCCGCAAUGAUGACCCGGGUUGGGCUGAAGACUUCUUCCCCGUUUGGCCGGGGCCGGCAUUCAAUGAACUGUCCAUCGUCCCGAUUGGACGUGAUCCAGCACUGGUCACAUUGAUGCUCAUCUGGCGGGGCCACCACCGGGCCACAAUUGUUCCCCGCACGAUGACCGUGGACUGGAUUACGUCCUUCACGGCCAGACAUAUCAACAGUGCUGUCGGGGGUGUGUCUCUUCCCCACGGGCUUGCCGUCUGCGAACUUUUUGAUGUUCCACCUGCCGCGUUUAGGUUCCGCAACGGGGACGUCGUGUAUGUACAUGAUCCACCGGAUGACCCCGAUGAGCCACUUGAACUAGUGGAGCCCUGGCAUCUACAGGAUGGCCUGGCCGCACAUCACGCCCCUUGGGCGGUCGGAUUUCAGCUUAUGUUCCCGAUUUCAGUCCACUUGCUGCGACCUGAAAAACCGCCCUUGCUCACCACCAUACCGGCUGGCGAAUCUUGGUGCCCUGAAGCGUUCUCCUUUUCAGGUGAGUUCCAGCACCAUUUUCCGGGCAUGUGGACACCUGUCCAAUGGACGAGUGCCCGCGCCCUUCAGCUUAUGGAGGUCAACGGGGUUGCUGCCCGAGUCAAUGUUGUCGCGGCCACGCCAGAAGGCCGACUAUGCCGUACUGUCGAUCGCAUUGCCUCCCGGCACAGCGUUGCUGACCAGCUCCACUUCUGCCCAGAUUCGAUACAGGUUGGCGGCGUGCCUGCCUAUGCCUUGGAACAGGCCUGCGAACUCAGGAACGGUGAUGUGGUGUUUGGGGCAUUCGACCGGAGUGCAUGCCCUCGUGGCCCAGGCUCACCGAGCUGGUGGCUCGGUGUUGCCCUCUCCGCCUUGCAUCUGAACCAGCAGCGGCAGAUGCGACUGCCUCUCCUUGUGGGUUGUACCCUUUCCUAUUACGCCGGUCUCAGAGGCCAACAUGCCAUUACUCCUUUUCACGAGCCUCACACUGCCGCUGCACCUAGCUGCCAGACCCUAGUCGGAGGGUCCUUCUGCUCUGCUGAUGAGGAUCCUCCCUGGAGUGGCAUUGCCCUGGGCUACACCCCAUCUGCCAUGGGGGGCCCACAGUCUUGGUGGCGGGGCUCUUUUUGCCGCCCCAUCCUUCCUGGUGUCUCGGCCGCCCUCCUGUUUUCCGGCCUACGCGGCAUGGCCCUUCUGACUGCCACCGCGUGUAUCCCUGCUUCUAGAGCCAUGCUUCAACAAGCGUCCGCCUCGUCAGCCACCGUCCCGGCUGCUGCAGCUCCUCGCGUCACUGUUACGGUUGCUAACCCUUUUGCCCCUUGGAAUCGGGUUGAAGCUGACCCGCGCAACCUCUUCGACGAUGUAGUCGCUGAUGCGCAUCACACUUUAGCAUCUUGGCAUCAGGGUUUUGCGGCUACGGGACUCGUCUUGGACAGCACCCAGGUUGUUGUUCCCUUACCCGGGCGUCGUCUGGUCUGCUUGUUGGUGCAAGGCAUGGGUCAGCUGCUGUGCGUUAUCCUGCCAGCCUUCAUGACCCCGCGGGAUCUUACGCAAGCCAUUCAAAUGCGACUUGGCAAACGAGUCCGCGUCAGCCUGUCACCUGGACUGGCGGCUACUGUCCGUGCCAGCCGUCCGGUCCUUGCUCUGAGAUCUGGGGAUAUUAUUGCUAUCAGCCCACUUCAGCUUGACCCACUUGCCGGGCCGCGGAACCCACCUGUCUUUCUAACAUGGGGGGCUGCCCAUUCUGCGGCUGCGUGGCACUCAGACUUUCUCGUUGCUCAGGCCUCCUGUGUCCUUCUGUGGUCACCGGGCCGUCCUACUCGAGUCGCCCUUCUAAGGCAUCAAGCCCGAUGGAUCGCCGCUGCUGCCACGGUGCAUAACCAUGAACAGGAGCUCGGAACCCACCGCUGGGCGCCUUGCCAUGGUCACCUCGGCGCGCCACCUUGGCUCGUUGAACAGUCUGAAGUGGCAGGCCGCGCUAAUAUUAUCCAGUCCUGCGACUCCACUCGUUGCAUUGAAGUGGAGCGCGACGCUUCUCAUGACCUUCACAUCUCAGGUUAUACAGUUCGUCCUGCUUCAAGCCACGCCUGUCGCACUGCCACUGUGCGCGACGGCGACUGGUGGGUCCACUCAGCGGCCGUUGGGCUGCUCGGGCGCCAUCUCUCCUUCCCGGCACAGCUUGCCUGGCUUCUCUACAGCCUUGCCGCCCAUGCCUGGGCUGGUUCUUCGAGCUGCCCAAGUGUUGAUUCCUCCGAGGCUCGAACCAUCCGCACCCGCCGGCGACCCAGCCGUAGUCGCUCACCGGGUUCACAGUGGCCGGGACGGUUCUUCCCUCCUCGAGUAGACCUUAAUGAUGGUGAGCCCUACGUUCCGCAGAGUGGCUGGCGACCUGACGCCCCAGACGGCCUACUCGCACGCUACUUUCCGGGGCCUCGGCCGCAGACUGCCAGAGUCCUUUGCCCCCUGCGGGGUUGGAGCGAGCUCUUGUUCAUCAAUCUGGCCGGCACCUGGCGGGAAGUUGAGCAUGAAGGUGCUCGGCACUGCGGUCUCUGGUCGCGCAGGUUCUUUCCGGUGCGUGCUGUGCUUCCCGUCUCGCAGCUCACUCUCGCUCCAGUGGCCCCCUAUGGCCUCGCUACAGUUGUCUUUCACAUGGAAAGUUGCUCAGCCGUGGCUUUAGCGUCUGUUGACUCCAGUUUGGUUGACCUCCAGCGGCUCGCCGCUCGGGUAUUCACGCAUGCUCGCUACUGGCGAGUGGUUGCGCCACCUGUGUUACGCGCGGCCAACCCGCACACCCAUCUCAGGUUGCGUAAUGGUGACGCCUUUAGUAUUGUUCCUGAACAAUCUCAGCCAGAGGCCACCCGCUUCCCUCUGCUGCAGUAUCCCUCCCUCGAGCGGGCCCGACAAGUCGCCAGCUGGUCUCUUCCUUUUCGGUUUGACUCUGGUGGGCCAGUAGUUCUCGGGUUUUCUAAUCGCCGGCAAGGGCACUACAUAAGGAUUAGGGAUACGGGCUACUGGGACCCUGAAGGUCCCACCUUUUGGAGCCUUAACGGGGAGGCUUUGUCAGGUUCAUGGGUCCCGGUUCUGACGGGUGACCUGUCGAGUCUUCACUUGGUGCACCAAGCUUCUGUUGGCGAGGCGCACGUUCUCUUCCUUCUGCCGCCGGACCUCAUGCCACAGGGCCGGCGGCUCGCAGGCUGCAAUGCUUAUCGCGCCCCUCCAGGGUGGCGACUUCUGCCCGCUCUGCAAUAUGUUCGCGCUGACAGCCCUCUUCGAGACGGCGAUGUGCUAGUCAUCGACCCAGACGCCAGCGUGGUGUGGGACCCCUUCGGCCCUCUUCCCUCUGCGGCCGCGGAGGAGUCUCAUUAUGAUUGGCCCUCCUGCUCGCCGCCUUCUGGGAUACGAGGGGCCGGUUGGCUUGCCUUUCUUGCGGUCGCUGCUCGAUGGCCCCGUUGGCUUACUCUCGCUCUCCUUUCUCAUUACGUGUGUGGCAUGGUCCCGGUCCUGGAGGUGCCGGAUAGGCCCAUUCGCACAGGCCUGUACCCAUGGCGAGCCAAGUCCGGUGAGGAGGAUCUUGUCGACCUCUCUCCUGGCACUGAGAUUGACGUUGUGUAUCUCAGCCCUUUCACUGGUCCGCGGGAAGCUGGACGUCUCCCCACUGUGUCCACACUUGAGGAUCUGAGCUCGCUUGCGCGGGCGUGCGACCCUGAAUGGGCUGCUGAUGUUGCGCCGGUGUGGCCCACAGCGGCCAUCCCUGCCCUGCUUGUUGUGCCCCGGCCCCUCUCUCUCGACAUGGUGUGUCUCGCCAUAUCGUCCUUGGAUCAACACUUUUCCAUCCUGACUCCGUGUGUCACUUCAGUGUCAUGGCUCAGUUUUGCUCUACGUUUUCUGCAGCCUAUGCAGACCCUGUCCGUGCGAGCUCCCAGCCCUCUCACUGCUGAGGCCACCACGGAUCAAAAUGUUAGAUGGCGCUCAGGGGACCUCGUUGUUGCUCUUCCGCCCGCCGCCUUUGUGCCUGAGUAUCAACCGCCCUGCUUCCACUCUGACACCCAAGUCCGUCAUUGUGCCAUAUGGAGCUCACUCGACUUCACCUUCGAAGGGGAAUUCUGCCAACAUUACCCCGGUCGCUGGGUGCCCGUCCCCUGGAUUGCCCAGGACCACACGCAUCUCGUCCUGCUCCCUGAGGACCCAUCCCGUGCCAAUGUGGUGGUGGAAGCGGAUGGUCAAUGCUGGUGCGCCUCCAUCACUGCUGUCACAGAUGCGUGGCAACUGUGGACUGAACUGCCGACUGUUUCCGGUCAACCUCGGGUCCUCGGUGUUUCUCAUCACGAGCUUAGGCAGGGAACUACCCUACGCAGUGGUGAUGUGGUGUCCGAGGCAUGCGGGCGCUUUGCACCUUGGGUCGUUUUCAGUUUGAUCGGGGUGUCUGGGUGGCGUACUGCCGGGCCUAGCGCUGUUCUCCUCGCUAAUGGACUCGCUUUGGGACAUCCUGUCUGGGCUACUCGCUACACUGGCGCUGCCCCGAGCUCCUCUCUGGACCUGUACGCAGAGGGCCCUCUUUUGCCAGACUGUUACCCUACCUGCCAUCGCCUCCCGUCGCUCUUCGAGAUGCUGCUCCCGCAUGGUCAUCCUUUACCCGGGUUCCUUGUUGACUGGGUUCCGGUGCCCUCUGACCCGAUGUUCGCCACCGUCCUUCUUCAGUGCCCACCUACCACCCGGGCUGCUUUCCUUCCAGCUACGUGCGCCGCUGCCGAUUUGCUCCGAGCCUGCAAUCGAAUUGUCCGGGACCUGUCUCUCAUCUUGGCACCCCCCGAAAUUUGGUGUGGGACAGCUACCUCACCGAACCCAACUCUUUUUCUCCGGUCCGGCGACGUUCUCACUCUCGCUGGAGAGACCUGGGCUCCUCGCCUCCGCUCGCCGGCCGGGCGUUACUGGGACACGCUGCUCCACCCGGUGACCCAGUCCCACUCACUGUGCCCACGGUCCGUGACGAACAAUGGGACCCCGUGCACUGCACAUUUCGGCCCUCCCUUGCCCGCUUCAGUGUGGAUUCCUGCACAGCGGCUUGAUGACCUCGGUCUUCACCUGGUCCCUGAGUCGUUCCGCGACAAGGGGCGAGUGGCCUGCUGCGUGACGGAGAUAGCCUCUCUGGCUGUCGACCAACCCCGAGAUUGCCAUGCUCCCACGUUUGAUUUUGGCCUCCUGUUCCGUACCAGCUGCUAUCUCCGCGCUCGGGGCGCGCCUGUUUGGAGCAGCACUGAUGGAAUCUCGUGGUCGGCCGAUGUUCAUGAGGAAUGCGUCGCCCAGGCGUCCAUACACCAACUCUGGUGGUCUCAUGAGCUUUACCCGUUUCUUCCCGCAUCCGCCCCUCCACCAUACCGUCAGGCUUUCUGCAAAUUCCCGCUCUGGCACGGUGGAGUGCCUGACCAGGUCUUCAUUGCCACUGACGGCAGCGGCGAGCAUGGAGGGGCAUGGGCCUUUUGUGUGUGGGCUUGGUGGCGCCAUCGAUGGUACCGCGUCGGUUGGUUUGGGGCCUCUGGCUAUCAGCUCCCCUGGACCCCCGACCUGCCGCCCUCGGCAGGCGGCCUCUCCUUCCACACCGAACUCUCGGCCUUACAGGCUGCCGGACUCUGGCUUAUUGCCUGGGUUGACCGCCUGUCCCUUCUCACAGCCUCUGCCCCUACCAAGGUUACUGUUGCGGUCGAUAACGCUGCGGCACUUCAAAUCGCAGCAGGGCAGGCCCAAGCCGCAGCACCUGCCACCACCACCACUCGGUAUGUUUGGCAGGCCGUCCAAGCUCGGCUCUCCACACGGUUCCAGCAUGUCCAUAGCCAUGUUGGAGUGCUCCCAAACACCUUCGCGGACUUCCUUGCCGGCUGGUCGGGUCGAGUCUCCUGGCAACCGUGGAAACAGCUUGACCCCUCGCUACCCACCCUCAUGCAAAACGCGGCUCCGUGGCUCUGGGUCAUCCCGCAUGCUCGUGUCGUUGAGGGUCGGCCGUGUAUUUGUUUGGUCUCUCAGACCAUUUCAUGUGCCCCUGCUACUGAGGCUGGUGACGUUCUCCCUCCUGUUGAAGAUACCUUGACAUCCACUGAGGCCGCUGUUCCACCGGGCCGUCCACCUGCCGAUUCUCCCAUCCCUUUGCGCUUGGUCACAGCCAAUGUUCAAACGAUGCGCGACUCCAACGCUUCAUUUUUCAAUCCCUCAGGGCAUGGUCAGCGGCGCCAGUACCUUUACUCCCAGGUUGCUACCUUAGGCCUCGACGUUGUCUGCCUGCAAGAAACUCGCAGCAAGGGUGGCCGUUGGGACACAGCCGGCCUCCUCACGUGGCGCUCUGGCGCGCAGAAAGGGAGCUAUGGUUGUGAAAUCUGGAUAAGGCCUGGCAUUACCAAUCCGCCCUUGCGGCUCGAUGACUGGCGCAUCGCUAGUGCUGACCCUCGUCUUCUUGUUAUUGUCAGCAAGCGUGAGGACUUACCUCUUGCUGUCAUCGCCGCCCAUGCCCCCCACGCUGAGCGGCCUGCUUCUGAGAUUCACCACUUUUGGUCUUCGUUGCACUCGUCCCUGUGCCAGCUGCCCCGGGCCCUGUCUCUUGUUCUCGGCCUGGAUGCUAACGCUGACCUCCUUUGGGCGGACGAAGACCAUGCCUAUAUAGGCGACUGUCUGGGCAACAGUGAGGAGGGUGCUGGCGAGCAAGGUCUUUUUGACACCAUCCAGCGCUUCGGUCUUCUUGCACCAGCUUCUUUCUCCGCCAUCCAACAGGGCCCGGGCUGGUCCUGGGAGCAUACGGGCGGUACUCGGAAGCGGCUUGACCACCUCCUGCUUCAGGCGGGUCCAUGGCAGUGCACCCGAGCCCGGCAACUUCCCGAGCUGGACAUUCUCAACGGCCGCAGAGAUCAUAUGCCUCUCCUCGUUGAAUGCUGUCUUAAACGACAGGCGACACUGGCCAGACCCCCCGGGGCAUCCAACCGCGCUACCGCCCAGCAAGCACAGCUUAUUGCUGCUAGCCUUUGGUGCGAGCUCCCAUCUCCCGUGCGCAGCAUCGCUGAGGUUGGACAGGAGAUCAGGGAUCUCAAGGCUAGGCACCUCCGCCUCUUGAAGGCCCUCCCGCGAGCUCCUCGGCGGCCUGCCCGCCAGCCCUACAUCACUGCUGAGUCUGUCGCCGCCCUGGAUGUUGUGCGGCAGGCUCGCGAGCAACUCCCGCGCCUCCGCAAUAAUGUCGAAUGGCAGAAACGGCGCUUUCUUCUACUCGUGUGGCGCUGGAGUUGCGCCAGGGGACGAUCCGACACUGUUGUCCCUCGCCCAGACCCCACCGGGCUUCAACAUGCCAGGUUGCUGUUACAGGCCUGUAAUCUGCACAUCCGGGGUCUGCAGCAGAAGGCACACUAUCUAGCCCGCUCUGAUAAGCUUGCCCAUUUCCGCACCCUUACCCUUGCUGCCACCCAGCAUUGGGAAUCCACAGGCAUUCCUUUGGAAUCUAUCCGGCAUCUUCGAUGGGCCUCUCGUAAGGCCCAUGACCGUCGGGCUGUGCACGCCGCUGGCGGUUUCGACAUCGACCGUGAGCUUGAAGCACAAUUUCGUGACCAGGAAGGCGCCCGCCUCGUCUCUCCUGCACAGCUCUCACAAACAGCCGAGCAGUGGCUCUCUGUCGAUGCCACUCGCUCCCCGUGCCUCGAGGCAGUUCCUUCACUGCUCCAAAUGGAGCAAAUGUGCAUCCGACAGGCACCAGCUAAAGCACCAGGACCUGACGGCCUGCGGAACGAGCUCUGGCGGGAACAUGGAGCCCUUGCCGGUCAAUGGCUUUGGCCACUCUGCACCCGCAUUGCGCUUCAGGGCCGAGAACCCUUCGAUUUCAAGAAAGCCAUCGACUGCGCCCUCUACAAAAAGGGCCCGGCAUCAGUGCCAGCCAACUACCGUUCCAUCGCCCUCCUUAACGGCAUCGCUAAGUUGUGGCACUCACACCUCCGCACCACGGUCGGUGGACAUGUGCUGUCUCGUUAUGAGCCCAUGCAGCUAGGAGGGCGCCGUGGCGUCCACACUGGGUUUGCACUGGCCGCUUUCCGAUGCGCCUGGGACCUUUCCGUCGCUGCGGGGCGGUGCGUUGCUGUUGUCUUUGUCGACAUCCAAGCCGCUUACUAUGAGGCUAGCCGAGAUCUCCUUUUCGAUGGCUUCCCUGACGAUGUCGAUGUCCCGGAGCACCAUCACCUUGCUGGACUUGUGCUCCAGCUUCAUGGUCAGGGGGCUCUCUCCGCUCUUGGCGUUGCUGAGGAUGUCAGCGCGCUCCUUCGGGAUUGUGUUGCCCUAUCCCACUGGUCGCUCUCCGGGUCGGACAACAUUUUCCUGGCCUCCCGAGGCUCCCGUCCCGGAGACGGCCUAGCUGACGUCCUGUUCGGCGCCCUAUUUGCCAUCGGGCUGCAACACAUCCAGCGCACUGCUUGUUCCAUGGGCAUCUCGCACACCAGUGCCGGGGUCGAGAUCGGCCUUGAGCCAGGCGUCAAGCCGAUUGGCUGGGCUGACGACCUUGCCGUCCUUGCGGACUUUGAUAGUCCUGCCGAGCUCCAAACACAGCUCCCCCAACUCACCGGUGUCAUUCUUGACACACUCCGGUGCUUGCGGUUCCGGGUUAACCUUGGGGCAGGCAAAACCGAGGCCCUUGUCGAUAUUAGGGGAGACGGCGCACGCGCUGCACGCGGCGCCCUGCUCAGCGGCGACGCCCUUUUGGAAGUUUCCAAAGGUGACAGCAUUCGCCUUUGCCCUGAGUACAAAUACUUGGGUGUAGCCCAAUUGCCUCGAGACACCGGCAGGCGUGACUGCGAGCUGUCGGCACAGCGGGGGUCAGCGGCGGCGUCUCUUGCCCGAACCCUGCUUUGCAGCAAUUGUCUGCCUUGGCAACUGAAACGAGCCUGGAUUACCGGCCGUGUUCUCCCCUCGGCUUACUCCUCCUUGGCCUUCUCGCGCGCUGACUCCGCCCGGGCUGCUGCGCCAUUGGCUGGACUCUUUGAACGCACAGCUAGGAUCCUGUUGUCAUCCUGGCAAGUCGGUCACAAACUUACCACCCCUUUGCUUCGGCUUCUCGCCGAUAUCACCCCUCCUGACCUUGCUACCACUGUUAGCCAGUGCCGCCUUUGCGUGCAACUUUUCUGCAAGGCCCCUGCGGCUGUCAGGGAAAUUGUCGAUGCUGCGUGGAAUCGAGCGAUCCCUUGGUGUCAGGCCCUCGUCCUUGCCUGUUUGCGAGUGGGAGUCGCCUUAAACUCCUGGGACCCCGCCGCUCCCCCCUCCAUCACUGUCCUGUUCGUUCAGCAGAACGGACGCGCUCUCCUUCGAGCGUGCAAGGCUCUGAGCAAAUUUGGGCACCGAUACGCUGCCUGCGCACAGCUUUGGGCGGAUCUUGCCUCCCGUCGCACCACCAAGAUCCUAGGUGCGCCACAAUCCCACAGUUGCCCGGUCUGUCGAGGAGUUUUCCCGAGCCUUCAUGCAGUACGAGCUCACAUGCAUCGGAAACACGGCGUCCUGUCUGAUGUGACUGCCUAUAUGGCGGGCUCGGUUUGUCUUUGGUGUAUGCGAGACUUCCAAUCCUCGGAUCGACUGAAGCACCACCUUCAAACGCAGCGCUCCUGCCUGCACGGCCUGCGCGUUACAGUCGGCCCUGUCUACCAGUACGGUUCGGGCACAAAACGCUCGGGUCGCGCCAGCCACCGUGGGGUCCCUCCGCAGCGCAUCUGCGGGCCUUGCAAUGCCACCCCAGCGCAGAGACGGGCGGCCGACCUUGGGGUGCCGGCCGAUGAUGCUGCCCUGCAAGCUGAGUGGGACGCUGUUCAACGCUCCCCUGCCCUCUCGGACCUUGUCCCCGGCAACCUGCAUCGUCCUUCUCCCUUGUCGCCUUCCGACGAUGUUUUCGGCGCACAGCAGGCUCGCCAUAUCUCCGCUGCACGCGGUUCCUCCCCCACGUCCCUUGCCUCCCAGCAUUCCCGCUCGGCCACUGUCGAUGUGGCCUCUCCUGUGCAACACCCUUUGCAAUGGUUCUCCGUUGUGGAAGGGGCUGCUGGCUGUGACGACUGGGCUCUUCCUUCGCCCUGGUGGCCUGGGCUUCUUGGCCUUGGAGGUGUUUUUCAACUUCCCUCCUCCUGGCACCGGCUCUGGCCUAUGUGGUCCGCGCUCGAGUUCUUCGAACCUUGGGAGCAUCGGGCCAUCCGUCGCUUUGGUGCUCUGCGCUCCGCCUCUUCGUGUGGGUUGGGCGCAGCAGCCACCCUUGCUGACGCCACUGCUGGCAAGUGGUCUCUUUUGGAGUUGGCCGCUGCCACGGUAUCCUUCCGUAUGAUCUGCAAGGCUGUCCUCCGCCGCGGUGCCCUCUGGCUUUGGGGGCGCCCCAGCAAUUCGGGUCUUGCCCUGCUGCGCCGCCUGCUCCCGGCGGCCUUCUUCUUGGACUUCCUUUCGCCGAGGGGACGGGUCUUCCUUGUCGCAAGCUCUGCUUCCUUGGCCUCCCUUGUGCGUGCAGUCUUUGCUCGCCCUGCCUGCUCGGCCCCGGCCUCGCUUCCUUUGCGAGCUUUCUGGGCCUAUCCGGCAGCAUGA